Messenger RNA from Mytilus californianus (California mussel), 672 nucleotides. RefSeq lists its product as uncharacterized. Lineage: Eukaryota; Metazoa; Mollusca; Bivalvia; Mytilida; Mytilidae. The transcript has 6 exons. The coding region runs from base 181 to 597 and encodes 138 amino acids. The record is from RefSeq and is a predicted model, not a curated record.
UUGAACGCCGACCUUUCAGAAUGUUUAGUUACCUUAUUUUAGUACUAUUGCCUAUUAUAACUUUUGGUUGUUGUCCGCCUAAGACAUGGACAUCAACGAACUUUGUAAAUUAUGCCAGUGGCCCGACCCAUUUAGAGGUAAGGAAAACAUAUUCUUCAAUAUAAUUACUUCGACGAUGGUAUGUCGGUUAUCUCUCAAAAUAUUACUACUGAUCAAGGAAUGAAAUUCAAUCAAAAGUUAUACGCCAACUUUACGUCGGGAAUGCAGUAUGUAGUAGAUAACAACGGAACAUGUAUGGGAUUUAACAUUACUUUUACUGGUGUUGGAGAAGGUUGUAUCCCAGAUGAUGCUAUAGUUGCUAAAUCUUACAUUGGUGUUGGAGCUAACAAGGUACCCGUCACCAUGUACAAUAUGAAGACCAAUGUAUAUAAUACAUAUUUUACUGUAAUUGAUGAUGGAUGUAUACCAUAUAUGUACGAAUCAACUGGUACUUUACCUAAUGGAGAUGGCGCUAAAAUGACUGUAGAAUAUUUCGGAGUUAUGGUUGCAAAAUCAGACCCAAAGAGAACGAUGAUGCCAGCAAGUUGUACAAUGUAAGAACAACGUUCCUGGAAAUCAUAAAUAAACUUAUUUUCGUUUGCUGGAUAUCUUGAAUAAAUAUCGUUUGGUUUG